Messenger RNA from Pyricularia pennisetigena, 894 nucleotides. RefSeq lists its product as uncharacterized. The transcript has 2 exons. The record is from RefSeq and is a predicted model, not a curated record. Lineage: Eukaryota; Fungi; Ascomycota; Sordariomycetes; Magnaporthales; Pyriculariaceae. Bases 10 to 894 code for a protein of 294 amino acids.
UCGGCCAUCAUGGCGACUCCCAAGUUCAAUUCCAAGUCUCCCAACAUACGGCGCAUCCUCCGUGAAGCCCAGGAGCUUUCAGCCUCGCCAUCCCCAGACUACACAGCGACGCCGAUCGAGUCGGACCUUUUCGAGUGGCACUUUACGCUCAAGGGCCCUCCGGACUCGGUCUACGCCGAGGGCAUCUACCACGGCCGCAUAGUGCUCCCGCCGACGUACCCGCUCCGCCCGCCGUCGUUCCGCUUCAUCACCCCUUCGGGCCGCUUCGAGGCCAACCGCGAGAUCUGCCUGUCCAUAUCGGGCCACCACGAGGAGACGUGGCAGCCCGCAUGGGGCGUCCGCACCGCCCUCGUCGCCCUCCGCUCCUUCAUGGAGACGGACCCCAAGGGCCAGCUCGGCGGGCUCGAGACCACAGACGCCGUCCGGAGGCGCCUCGCGACCGAGUCGAGGACGUUCAAGUGUGCCGUCUGCGCCAAGUCCAAUUCCGACAUCAUAGCUGAGGCAGAGGCCGCCUCCAAGGACGUUGAGGGCCAGGCGGCUGAGGUGGUGGUGCCGGACGAGUUGAAAAUGGGCUGGCGGGACGAGAUGGCCCAGGCAGAAGGUGCUGCGGGUAGCGGCGGUGAUGCUGCCCCGGCUGCGCCUGCAUCGGCUCCUGCCGCAGUGCCAGGUCGUGAUUCCGAGACUGCCGCGCUUGCCGAGGGUUUCGUCCCGACCACCGCACCCGCACCACCUCAGCCUACGAGGACGAUACCGCUUCCUCCAGCGCAGCAGCACCACCAGGUAGCGCAACUGGUCCAGUACUCCGACGAUGGCGUGCUCGCCUGGCUGGACAGGGCCAUCGUCAUCGUGGGUUUCCUUUUGGUGGCCAUGUUCCUCAAGUUGCUGGUAGCUUGA